Prorocentrum cordatum is the source of this 2823-nucleotide messenger RNA. NCBI's taxonomy places the organism in Eukaryota, Dinophyceae, Prorocentrales, Prorocentraceae. The record is from the annotation of a GenBank genome assembly.
AUGGCUCCAGGGGCUUCCAGGCAGCAGAACACGGCGGGGGGCGCCGCCAUGACCAAUGGGAAGAGGAUCUUCAAUAAAUGGAAGCACUUGCCGCCGAAACAGUGCCUGAGCUGCGAGCAGACGACCCACGAGCUCGACAGGGACGCCGUGAACGAGCCAGCUUUCUUUGCGUGGACCAAGACGAGCCGUGACAAAUCAUCGGCUGGUGGCUACAGGUUGUGCGGCAACGAAUGCUACCCGUGCUCGGACGCCGAACUGAACGAGAAGAAGAGUCAGAACGCCGACCUGGAAGUCAAGUGGGUUGAGUUGCGGAAGCGCAAGGUCGGUGGCCUCGAGAAGCACGCGAAGGGCGACAAGGAGAAGGUCGAUUUGUCGAAGUACACGCUCAAGGUUACCGAUGUCAAGAGCAAGUUCGAUCAGUACUACGUUGAAGGCAGCUGGAUUCCUCUAUGGGACUUCGUGGUGGACCACAAGCUCCCGUUCAAGAAGGGCGUCAACUCGGUGGACGAAGUCGCGCGGCACAUCGAGGCGAAGCAUUCGCACUACCGUGUUGCCGAAGAUGACGAUGGAGAGAUUGGCGUUGAGGUCCCUGACGAGCACAAGGGCGUGAAACGCUUUAGGCGCGGUUGCAAGACGUCGGCGGAGCAGCGCAAGUCCAGGGUUCACAAUGACGAGGCCAGCAUGAAGGACCACCACGAGGCUGCAGCGAGGGCUGUGCAGCCGUCCACGCCGCGCUCCGAGUGCACCGGCGGCUUGCGGAGCUUGGCGCAGAGGCGGCUCGACGACGGCUCCGAUGCUGCAUCCAUUGCGACGGACGUCGCUGAAGCCGACCAGCCGCGGGGCAGGAUGCGAGGCAGCUUCGACGCUGAGCGCAGCAGCGCGGCAGGCGGCACCGAUCGGGAGGGCGACGACGAGGUCCCCAUAGCCAAGAAGUCGACGGAUGGCAGCCGCCACCGUGGUAAUGAUGAGGCCUCGCUGAUCCAUACUGCAGGCGAGCUGACGACCGCCUACAUUGACGACUUCAACCUGGCGGAGCACUGGAACCAGCGCCCUACUAAACGAGCUUUCCAGACCGUCAUAGGCAGGCUACAGACCAUGGCGCGGAGGUGCGGCGCUCUGAUAUAUCCCGACAAGUGCCAGAACUUAUCGCUGCAGCUGUCGGAUCGCGACUUCGCUAACUUAGUCUUUGGCAAGCUUGUCGGGUGCGAGUUCUCCGUCAUUGAGAUGGUGUUCAAAGACGCAGGUGGCGAUCUCAUAAUCAACAUCUUCACGUCGACAAUGCAGCACGUGGCAGAUAAGUCCAUUGGGACGCGGGAACAGCACUCUCUUCACCUGAACGCGUUCCUGAAGUCCAUCCAGUGCAAGAAGAGCGUGCCCACCGAGACCGUGGGCUUCAAUCUGGUUGGGUUUUGUCCAGGUGUUGAGAAGGCGCAGCGGACGCUGACGUUGGUAUUCCUCGAGAAACUUUGGCGCCAGCCAGACGAGUCCACCAUCAUCCACGUUGCCAAGGUAAUCGAGGAGAUCUUUGGGACAGACUUGCCUCGCAACUUUGACUUCAAGUCACUCGAGUCAGAUUGGCUCGUGGGGGAAAAGUGGUGUUGGCAAGUCGCCGUGGACAUUGCGUUCACAAUUGCCGCUGCACGUGUGCUGGAAACGCUUGGAGGUUCCAACGUAUUCGGCCCAGGAAUCAAGGCCGCGAACGUCAGCAUUGUUGAUAAUCCGGCGAUGGUCUCGGCCAGGGUCAGGGCUUUGGUGCGGGUGCCAGGUCAGCGCAGCAACCACUUGAGGCGAGCCUGGGACGUCAUGGAGCAACACAACGAGGACAGUCAGGGCGCCGGCAAUGAGUGCGCCGACGCCGACGCCGUGACGCGCUUGAGGAAGACCGCGCAGGACGUGCUGGACUCCAUUAAGGAAGAGUCUAACGUCGAUUGGGCCAACGGCAUCAACAAGUGGCUGGACGUUGCAGAUGACCAGCGCCUCUUGAACGAUAUUUGCUUGCUUGGCAACUUGUCGUAUGCGAGCGCGCGGACAGAUAGUCAGCCCCCUCCAGAUAUGAUACAGGACGUGGACCAGGGCAACGAGAUGGCGAAUUGCAUUCUGACUCUUGCGGAUCAUUGUCUGCGCCAUUCCGACCACAACGUUAUCAUGGGUGACAUCGCGAACCCUCGCGAACGUCAGCAAGCGCCCGAAGCCGCACCUGAUGAUCCCCACGGCACCGUGUACGACCAAGGCAUCACGAUGUUCAAAUGGCUGAAGAUGGCGAUGGGCGUCCUCACGCACUACGACGCGUCGGCGAACUCGACGGUCAGCCAGGCGAAGGCCAUCACGGAGCAACGGUUCUUGAUGAGCGGCGUUGAUGCGCUUCUGCCGAAGAUCAGCGUGUGGACGAACAUCGCCACGAAGGCAAAGGCGCACAUGAAAUUCCUGGGCGAGAACGACGAGACAUACCAGAAGAUGGUUAAGUUUGCGACUACCUUGGCGGAGCUCGACAGCGAGGCGAAGGCGCUGGCGACAUCUAUCUCUACGUGCUUGCUGGCAUCGUGUUUCGUGAGGUAUCGGGAGGAGAAGCCCGACGUCCUGAAGACCAAGGUCCCCCAGCAAGUGGCGCGCGCUGAGCAGAAGUGGAAGGUUUCAGCGUCGAGCCUGCCGCUGACCACGCAGGCCAAAGUGGUCGAGGCCCUCGGCGCGGAUCAGCCUUCCCCGAGCGGUGCCGCGAGCUCCAGCGUCAGCGGCAUCGACGUCGUCGACUUGCGCUCCGAGGGGAGUUCGGCUACGACUGCUGCGACGGUGGCGGAUGUGCCGGAUGCUGGCCCGAAAAAGAAG